AAUACGAGUUUGAGCAGAGAAACUGAUAAGGUAGAAAUUGAUGCCGAAAUGAAAAGGAGUGAGGGGAGUUGUAUUUCAAUACUGUAGUGUAGUCAUAUAUCAUAGCGGUGAUCGGUGAGUUUCAAUGGAGGGUGGGAGGGUGUGGAUUCAGAUCCGUUCAGUGUUUGUAUUAGCAUCUCUUUGCUCUCUCAUUGUCACUGUCACUGUCACCUUCGCCGAUAGCGUUACCCGAGAGGAAGCGAAACAACUGAGAGAUGAGGUCGGUGAGAUGUUUUAUCACGCUUUUAAUGGAUACAUGGAACACGCUUUUCCUCUCGAUGAAUUGAAACCUCUAUCAUGCACAGGACAUGAUACGCUUGGUGGUUAUGCCUUAACUUUGAUUGACUCCUUAGACACUUUGGCUUUACUUGGUGACCGCGAACGUUUCGCAGCUUCUGUUGAAUGGAUUGGUAAAAAUCUUCGAUUUGAUGUUAAUAAAACGGUUUCUGUGUUUGAGACUACUAUCAGGAUCCUUGGAGGAUUAAUUUCAGCUCAUCUUAUAGCCUCUGAUUAUGCUACGGGUAUGAGAGUUCCAUUGUAUGAUAAUCAGUUACUAAACUUAGCUGAAGAUCUUGCCAGGAGGUUGUUACCUGCAUUUGAUACUCCUACAGGAAUUCCAUUUGGAUCUGUAAAUUUGUUACAUGGAGUUGAUAAGCAUGAAAGCAAGAUAACUUCAACAGCUGGUGGUGGGACCUUGACUCUUGAAUUUGGAGUUCUAAGCCGUUUAACAAAUGAUCCUAUUUUUGAACAAGUCACCAAGAAUGCAGUGCUUGGACUUUGGGCACGACGUUCAAAGCUUAAUCUUGUUGGUGCUCAUAUUAAUGUUUUUACAGGUGAAUGGACUCAAAAGGAUGCCGGGAUAGGAACUAGUAUUGACUCUUUCUAUGAGUAUCUGUUAAAGGCUUAUUUAUUAUUUGGAGAUGAGGAAUACUUGUAUAUAUUCCAGGAAGCUUAUGCUGCUGCCAUGCAUUAUCUUUACCAUGAUCCUUGGUAUGUAGAAGUAAAUAUGGAUUCUGCUGCUAUUGUCUGGCCAUUAUUUAACAGUUUGCAAGCAUUUUGGCCUGGCCUUCAGGUUUUAGCUGGAGAUAUAAAUCCUGCAAUUAGUACCCAUGCUGCCUUCUUGAGUGUCUGGAGAAGAUAUGGCUUUACCCCCGAAGGCUUUAAUCUUGCUACUCUCAGUGUUCAGCAUGGGCAAAAGAGUUACCCAUUGCGGCCCGAGUUAAUAGAGAGCACCUAUUGGCUAUACAAAGCUACCAGAGAUCCUAGAUAUCUUGAUGCUGGGAGGGACAUGGUUGCUAGUUUACAGUAUGGGACUCGAUGCCCUUGUGGAUAUUGUCACAUUUCAGAUGUUGAGCAUCACAAACAGGAGGACCACAUGGAGAGCUUCUUUUUAGCUGAGACAGUCAAGUAUCUAUGGCUUCUAUUUGACUUGGCCGUUGGUCCUGAUAACCUUGUGGAAAAUGGGCCGUACAAGUACAUAUUCAGCACUGAAGGCCAUUUACUGCCUACGACUCCUCAGAUCUCCCUAGUGAGGGAGCAUUGUUUAUACCUUGGGGCUUAUUGCAGGAGUGGUGAUUCGAGACAAACUUAUUUUGUAUCGGAGGCUGACAAGUAUAAGCAAGAAUCCAACAAUAGUAGAUUUUAUGGGAGCUGGACUAAAGCUACAUAUACAUCGGACUACAGUACUUUUGAGCCAAGUGCCGAUUCUGGUUUGAUCAAGGGUUUCUGCCCAGGACUAAAUCAUGGACAGAAGUUUGGCAUAUUAUACGUGCAUCCAACUGAUGAACAUCAUGAUUAUGAAACCAUCCAACAGAAAUAAUCUAUUACUGUACAAAGUCAUUCAGUAUUGGUUCUUCCUGACCAGAGUUAUAACCAUUUGCUACCUGACUAUAGCAAUGAUCAUAAUGAUAAUCAGACCCUUGAAUCAAACGUUACUUCUUGAAGUGAGGGAGAUUUCUGGUGCUAGCAGAAACCAAGGUGCUGAUUCCAACAAUGUAGGAACUCCAAGAUCUUAGCUAUGCAAGAGGAUUGCUGGGAAGUAUAUAUUUUUCAAGGGUUGUACUUCUCAAACUUCUUCAGGCUCUCCACCUGAAAUAUAAAUCUGAGUUUUGUUAGUUUGUUAGUAAUUGGGAAAGCAUAAAUUUGAUAAUUUCGGCAACUGUUGAUACAAUGAGCAUGGAGCUGAACGAGUUGACUUAUGCAUGAACUGACCCGUUGGAUACGUUUCAUAGGUUGUGCUACCAAAAGGUCUUAAGACAGUAUCCUGCCACCUAAAAGAGGGUAAUGUAAUUCUUUUUGUUGUAUCAUUGUUUCCUAUGAUUCAUGUAACCUAUUGCCAUAGUGAUCUAAUCAGUGUACAUAAUUAUCCAUUUUGGAUGAACAAUUUCAAUUGCAGAUA
Messenger RNA from Gastrolobium bilobum, 2437 nucleotides. Its product is annotated as alpha-mannosidase I MNS4. The record is from RefSeq and is a predicted model, not a curated record. Lineage: Eukaryota; Viridiplantae; Streptophyta; Magnoliopsida; Fabales; Fabaceae. Bases 125 to 1858 code for a protein of 577 amino acids. The transcript has 16 exons. Gene Ontology annotation, cellular component: membrane; endoplasmic reticulum. Gene Ontology annotation, biological process: endoplasmic reticulum mannose trimming; mannose trimming involved in glycoprotein ERAD pathway; carbohydrate metabolic process. Gene Ontology annotation, molecular function: calcium ion binding; mannosyl-oligosaccharide 1,2-alpha-mannosidase activity.